Messenger RNA from Amoebophrya sp. A120, 386 nucleotides. The record is from the annotation of a GenBank genome assembly. NCBI's taxonomy places the organism in Eukaryota, Dinophyceae, Syndiniales, Amoebophryaceae.
AGAAAAAUAGCAUUCACCGCGAGGCAGAGCUGCGGAUGAAAAACAUGAAGGCCGCGCCAGCUGGUGGUCCACCGCAGCAGGUCAUGGCGUGAUUAUUAUACAUAGGGGUGACGAAUCAGUCAAUGAUUACUUCAAUCAUCUUCCUGAGGCGCUGGAUAGAGAAAGAACAAGACAUGUUUUGCUACAGUAGAAGCAGAUUUCUUGAGUAGAAAAUCUUCUUUUCACUUUCACUACACAGUACACUUGCGCAUGCAAGAAAAUCAAAGUACCGGCUUCGGUACUACUUCUAUUCCUAGUUUAGCUUCCGUUCCUGUCUUCAUGGGAAAUAUUUUCCGUAUAACGACGAAUCGGAGAUGACGGGGGAGGUUUUUUUCGCUCUCCAGUCG